CUAGAGAUAUAAUUUUUUAUUUGCAUACAAAUACUUACUCCAGCUUGACCAUGUUUCAUAAGAAUCCAGUUGCAGUCGAGCUGUUGGUCUGCUUGAAGAAGGACAUAAUACCCUCUUCGACCCAUUAUACUCCAAAGGAACAUCCAUCAAGCUUUGUUCAUCAUCAUGUGUCAUUAGACCUGAAAGAAAUUCAGCAUGAUUUUUUUGGAAUAUCUAGAAUCCAGAGGGUGCAUUGAGUGGUGCUUGGAUACUAGGCUCUCAUAUAAUAACUGGAGAAUUGUCAUCAGCAGAUGAAGAAGUUUUGCUGGAUAUACCUCAAGGUACCUUGAAAGGUCUUAAAAGAAAUACCAUCUUUCAUGAGAUACCAGUAUAUAGCUUCAAAGGCAUUCCUUACGCUAAACCUAAUAUUGGAGCUAAUAAAUUCCAGAUUUCACAACCAGCAGAAGGUUGGACUGGAGUUCGUGAUGCUACGAAACACGGAAAUAGUUGCAUCUUCUUUUGUAUGAUACGUCAAAGUGUAUCUGGUGAUGAUGAUUGUUUGUUCCUUAAUGUCUACACUCCUGACUUAAAUAAAGAUGCUAAAAGAGCUGUGAUGGUGUUCAUCCAUGGAGGUGGAUUCAAUGGUGGUUCUGGUGAUGAAGAUUUUUGGGGACCAGAUUUCUUGGUAGAAAAAGAUGUCGUUUUAGUCACGAUGAAUUAUCGGCUUGGAGCUUUAGGUUUUCUUAAUACUGGAGAUGCUAAUGCACCUGGCAAUGCAGGCAUGAAAGAUCAAGUCUUGGCUUUGAAAUGGGUGAGAGAUAACAUUGUUAACUUUGGAGGCUGUCCAAAGAGAGUAACUAUUUUCGGACAAAGCUCUGGAGCUGCUUCUGUUCAGUAUCACAUGCUAUCUCCCAUGUCUCAAGGUCUUUUCAAACAUGCAAUUAUGCAAAGUGGCUCGGUAGCUGCUUCUUGGGCUAUUUCCUACACUCCUAAACAAGAUGCCAUGAAUCUUGCUGACAAGUUAGGAAUUAAAGCAUCGUCGACAGAAGAGUUAGUUCAAAAGUUAGCAGAAAUUCCUACAACAGACAUAGUUCUUGCUGCUGGUGAACUUUCUAAAUCAAUGACUUUCUUAAAUGGUGAAAUGCAUCUCUUCAGACCAUCUGUUGAAACAGCUGUAGGGCAAGAAGUCUUCCUCCCAGCUGAUCCUUGGGAAUUGCUUAAGAAUGGAAAAAUUGCUGAUGUUCCUGUAAUAGUUGGUCUUACUUCAGAAGACUCUGGGCUCUUUACACCUAUGGUUCUACCAAUGGCUUCACAGUUCAAUGAUCACUUUGAUCUUUUUAUUCCAAUUGACCUGAAUGAAACUGAUCCAGCCCGGCGAAGUAUGAUUGGUGACAUGCUGAAAAAGUUCUAUUUCAAUAAUCAACCUGUCAGUGAUUCUAAUGCUGCGGAACUGACCAAUUUAUUAACGGACGUUUUAUUUGGAUAUGGUACUCAGUUGACUAGUAGAAUAAUGAGUUCAAGAAAUUCUGCUCCAGUGUAUGAAUAUUAUUUUACCUAUAAUGCACCUUUUGGGUUUAUGAAGUCAUUAUUUAAAUUGGAAGAUGGAGCAAUGCAUGGUGAUGAACUGGCCUAUGAAUUUUAUGCAGAUUAUUGGAAGAAUAAACCUGCUGCAGGAUCAACAACAGAAAAAUUAAUAAAUGAAGUCGUAGAAAUGUUUACUAAUUUUGCUAAAGAAGGAAAUCCUUCAAUCACUAUGGAAUCAGCUAAAGUGAAAUGGGAACCAAUGGGUAUUGAUAAUAAGUAUCUGGAAAUAGGUAAUGAACUUGCAUUAAAGAAAUCAUUGUUGCCAGAACGAACUAAUUUAUGGGCUGGAAUUUACAAGGAUGUAUUGAGUGGUUAUGCAAAUCUUUUCAAUUGAUUUGUGUUCUACUAUUUUGAUGGUUUGAUCUUUUUCACAUUAUUACAAUUUAAUUUACUUCAAUCGAUAUUAGGAUAGUUUAUCAUAGAAUAGGUAUGCUGACCAAAAAAUAAAAAAUUCUGCUUCAAUCAUAUUUUUACAAGUUUUCACAAAGUUUUUGCAUAGUGUGAUACAUAAAAAUUGAAGUUAAUUUUCUUUGGUUGAUGAUAAAAUGUUGAUGAUGAUUCAGAGUUUUCUUAAUCAUGAAAAGUUAAGAAUAUACUUCAAUAUGCUGUCAUAAUUAAAAUGACAUGCAUUUAUCAUUAACGAAUAUAAAGCACUUUUUAUCAAUAUUGAUCUAAGAAAAUGAUCAAAUUUAUCUGAAUAUUCUUUAACGUAUAAUUUGAUCUUGUUGAUACGUUGAUACUUUAUUUUUACCUUAAUAGUUCAUUAUCAAGCCUCAGGCAACUUUUAAAGACAUGAUUCAGCAAAAAAAUGGUUUGAAAUGCAAAAAAUCUCUUUGAGUCUGGCUGUAUAAUCAAGAUAAAAUACAAUGUACAAAAACAAGCUGUUAUACGAGCACAGAUAGGAUCUUAUAAUGAAUUUCCUAUGUUAAUUAUGAAUAAAUAUGUUUUUAGAAUAUAUACA
Molecule: messenger RNA, 2524 nt
Organism: Chelonus insularis
Lineage: Eukaryota; Metazoa; Arthropoda; Insecta; Hymenoptera; Braconidae
Product: esterase FE4-like
Exons: 9
Coding region: 503-1897 (464 amino acids)
Source: RefSeq, a predicted model, not a curated record